CUGCUCAAUAAGGCCAUUUAAAGCUUCACGCAUCUUCUUAGCUCUAGCUCACGUGACUGGACCUCCUUGGGUGUGUAAUGGAUCACAUGACGUAGUAGAUAUGCUAUCGUCUUGAUUCCCAUCAAUACCAAACACAGAAUGGAAGUCCAAAUUUGCAUAAUCACAAUCUUGAUGACAAUGAUGAAGAUGCAUUCAACAAUGAUGCCCAGAACUCAAAUUUCAGCAUGGACAGAUUUAUGAGAGGUAGAGGGGGUCAAAGAUAUAGCUUUAACAAAGGAGACCAAAAUCUGGCAAGGUGGGGAGAUUGGCAAGAUCAUGACUUAGGUAGAAUCAAGAUGAAGAUUCCCUCGUCUCAAGGCAAGAAUGAUCCAGAUGUGUAUUUGGAGUGGGAAAAGAAGGUGGAAUUGGUGUUUGAUUGCCAUAACUGUUCUGAGGAGAAAAAGGUGAAACUAGCAGCGGUGGAAUUUACUGAUUAUGCUGUGUGGUGGGAUCAGCUUGUGCUUAGGCGACAUAGAAAUCGAGAGCAUCCUGUUGACACUUGGGAAGAGAUGAAAGCUGACCUUACUCAAGGGUCCAAAAGCGUUGAGGAUUAUCAUAAAGAGAUGGAAAUCGCAAUGGUUAGAGUGAAUGUUGUGGAAGAGGACAGAGAAGCAACUAUGGCACGGUUUCUGCAUGGCUUAAAUCCUGAUAUAGCUAAUGUGGUGGAGCUGCAGCAUUAUGUGGAAUUGGAAGAUAUGGUGCAUAUGGCGAUGAAAGUACAACGGGAACUCAAGCGUAAAGGAGCCACCACCAGAACUGGGCAAAAUUCAGGUUCCUCAUCUUCUUGGAAACUGAAUUGGAGCAAAAAGGAAGAAAAUUCUGUUUUUAAGCCUAAAACUGCAGCAUCUAAGGGGCAUGUUGCAUCACAAUGUCCUCAUAAGCACACGAUGAUCUUGAGAGAAGAUGGAGAAAUUGAAACCGAGGGUGAAUCUGAUGAUGAAUCUAUGCCACCAUUAGAAGAUGCUAAUGAUGGUGUGGAAUAUGCUGUUGAUGGAGAACUGCUCGUCACCAGGCAAGCUUUGAAUGUGCAAGCCAAAGAAGAUGAUGAAGUACAACGUGACAAUAUAUUUCACACGAGGUGCCAUGUCAAAAACAAGGAAUGUAGUGUGAUUAUUGAUGGUGGUAGUUGUACGAAUGUAGCUAGCACUGUUUUAGUUGAAAAGCUUAAUUUACCUAUGAUGAAGCAUCCAAGGCCAUAUAAGCUGCAAUGGUUAAACGAUUGUGGAGAAAUCAAGGUUUAUGAGGAUCAACUGAGAGUAAAAAAAGAGAGUGAGCUUGAGGGUAUGAAAAACAAAGAGAAAACAGCAGAAAAAGACUCCAAAAAAAGAGAAAAGAUUGAAAGUGUUGAAAACAAACAGAGAAAAUCAGUGAGUGUUUAUGCAAAAGAAAGUGAUGUCAAGGCUGCGUUCUUUGCAAAGCAGCCUAUGUUUGUGCUUCUGUAUAAAGAUGCUUAUUUUACUAACGAACUUAAUGAUUCUUUGCCUAGUGUUGUUAAAUCUCUUUUGCAGGACUUCAAGGAUGUGUUUCCAGAUGACGUUCCUAAUGGUUUACCACCAAUAAGAGGAAUCAAGCAUCCAAUUGACUUCAUUCCUGGUGCAACAAUUCCAAACCGACCAGCAUAUCGAAGCAAUCCCAAUGAGACGAAAGAACUUCAAAGGCAGAUCGAAGAACUCAUGAAAAAGUGACAUGUGAGAGAAAGCAUGAGUCCAUGUGCAGUUCCAGUGCUACUUGUGCCUAAGAAGGAUGGGACUUGGCAUAUGUGCGUUGAUUGUCGCACAGUCAACAAAAUCACUGUAAAGUA
Molecule: messenger RNA, 1840 nt
Organism: Rubroshorea leprosula
Lineage: Eukaryota; Viridiplantae; Streptophyta; Magnoliopsida; Malvales; Dipterocarpaceae
Source: the annotation of a GenBank genome assembly